Hylaeus volcanicus is the source of this 5086-nucleotide messenger RNA. RefSeq names its product protein Wnt-5b-like. The transcript has 11 exons. Lineage: Eukaryota; Metazoa; Arthropoda; Insecta; Hymenoptera; Colletidae. The record is from RefSeq and is a predicted model, not a curated record. Gene Ontology annotation, molecular function: frizzled binding; cytokine activity. Gene Ontology annotation, biological process: canonical Wnt signaling pathway; multicellular organism development; neuron differentiation. Bases 1153 to 2280 code for a protein of 375 amino acids. Gene Ontology annotation, cellular component: extracellular region.
AGUAUUGCCAGAUUUACGCGUUGGAGACGAACCAAUGAUUGUUCAACUUUAGAAAAUACCAACGGAAAUAUACAUGGCGUCCUGUCAAUGUCACGUGUAGUUUUCCGUAAACGAGAACGCUGUGAAAGAGGCCCUAGCCGCCCGUUUAUUACACUCAAGUUGUAAUGUUUUAUUGCGGCCACGGGAUGCGACGGUACUUCCAAGUGACCAUGGGUUUUCCCAAAUUUAGAAACUUGGCAGUAUUAACCGAGAAGCGUUUGAGGAAAGGCAGUAUUAUCCCACAAGCGUUUGCGGAAACAUCGUGGAAAGCAUUGCGUAAAACAAAAAUGUGUGACGAGGGUAAACCAAUGAAACGAACGGGGAACAUAUCCCGCGAGCAAAAAGAAAUUCUUAUUGAAUUUAUAGAAGCAAACCAAAAACCUAACGAGGUCAAAAUUUUCGGCCAAUUAUACGUAUAAAGAUGGGCAUCGUUUGUGGCAAAAAAUAACAAAUAUUUUAAACGCUUCGCUAGAGGCGAAGAAAGAUUGGAAACAAUGGAGACGUACGUGGCAAGAUUUCCGAGGCAAAGCGAAGGCAAAGCAGUCUUCAAUUAAUAGAAAUUUAAAUGCCACAGGCGGUGGUCCGUUAAAUACAGACAAUUUAUCGGUGGAGGAGGAACGUGUCCUCAACACAAUACAUGUUACACAAGUAAAGGAUGAUUCCAAUACGACAGAUGAAACACUGAUACAAUUUAUAUAAUACUCCGAAGAAUAUUUAGAUGCAAACUUGGUGGACAAUGAGAAGGUGGAAACACUAGCAGACUCGCAACCUGGCCCUUCAAUAAUAGUGGAGAGACCAACGAUUAAGAUAGAAAAAGACAAAGAAACGCGACUGUUGGCGGAGAAAGAAUUCUGUUUAUCGAGAACGGAAAGUUUUGCGGUCGAGUUACGAGGAAUCGAAUGUUCGGGGGUUCAAAAUGGGACUGGAAUCGCAUCGUGUGAAAAAUGACCGGUUCGUCGAUCAAACUGGAAACUCAAAGGACAACUCGAUGAAGGUUAACCAACAACGGCCGUUGUUAUCGCAGCUAAUUUAAAAACAAGUGCGGCGGUGGCUGUGUCGAUAAAAAGUGAAACGGUGGCUGAUCUUGUCAAGGCAACAACUACCUCGACCUUAAUGACUUCGAAUACACCCGGUUCGAUAAAAAUGGCGAUUUACAGUACCUUGCUCGUCAUCUUACAAUUACUACUCAUCGACGCAGCAUCGACGGUACCGGGAACAUGGAUAAACGUCGGAUUCCAACGCUUUCCGCAACUGGAGACUACGCAAAUGAUUGAGACCUACGACGUAGCAGCAUCUACCAUCUGCCACGGGCUAAAGGGUCUCUCGCAGGGCCAAGGAAAACUGUGCCAGCUUUCCGUGGAUCAUAUGCCAAGCGUAGCAAGAGGCGCCAAGUUUGGAAUCCUCGAGUGCCAGCAUCAAUUUCGCGACCGAAGAUGGAACUGUUCCACUGUCCAUGACGAGUCCGUGUUCGGACCUAUGCUAAGAUUAGCUAGCAGGGAAACAGCAUUCGUUCAUGCAAUCACAGCUGCAGGAGUAGUGUAUUCGAUCAGUCGAUCUUGCAGAGAUGGUCAGUUAUCCUCAUGUGGCUGUUCGAGAAGUAGUAGACCUAGAGAUUUGGAUCGGCAUUGGAUUUGGGGAGGCUGUGGAGACAAUCUUGAGUAUGGUUACAAAUUUACCCAGGCAUUUGUCGACGUAAGGGAACGCGAACGCAGCUUUAGAAGAGGUAGCAGAGAACAAGGCAGAAGCCUAAUGAAUCUUCAUAAUAACGAAGCUGGUCGCAGGGCUGUUAUUAAAAGGUCAAAGGUGACAUGCAAGUGUCACGGUGUUUCCGGAAGCUGUAGUUUGAUUACUUGCUGGCAACAGCUGGCAUCAUUUCGAGAAAUUGGUGAUUUUCUCUUAGAUAAAUAUGAUGGAGCAACAGAGGUCAGGGUAAAUAGACGUGGACGUCUGUCCAUGCGGGAUCCAAGAUUUUCAUUACCCACAGCAAAUGAUUUGGUUUAUUUGGAUGAUUCUCCAAACUAUUGUCUCCCUAAUGAGACAUUCGGAUCGCUAGGUACACACGGCAGAAUUUGCAACAGAACAUCAUCCGGUAUGGAUGGAUGUAAUCUCCUUUGUUGUGGUAGAGGGUACAACACGCAGAAAUCAACUAUCAGAGAAAGAUGCGAGUGUAAAUUUCAUUGGUGUUGUUUUGUAGAAUGUAAAACUUGUGUUAAGAGUAUAGACAUUCACACUUGCAAAUAAAAUCUCAGUCAUAUCAGUACUUGUGAAAACUUGAUUUGCUCUUUGUAAUUCAACUUCGUUUGUAUUUUUGAAAAAUCUGAUGAAGCGAAAAAGAUAUUUUGUAUUAUACAGAUUGUGGCCGGACGGGUGGUACAAUCGAGCAGAGGGUGAUACUACAUGUAAAAAUAAGUCAAAAAAAGAAAUAACAUUCUUUCGUUUGACGGUUUGUUUUCGAGAAAAUCGAGUUUGAAAAUUCUAUCCAAUACGCGUGCACUCUAGGUUUAAAUAUGUAUUAUAAAUAAGAAAUGUUAAUGUAUGGAUAAUACAUAUAUUAAUUUUAUUGCCAUUUCUAACGUUAAUUACAUAACAUUAUAAAAUAAACUGUUCAAAGUGCUGUCCUUGUUGGCGCGUACAUAUCAUUGCCUUAUUAGUUCAGUACAUACGUACUGGAUAAAAUUUUCAAACUCGAUUUUCUCAAAAACUAAGCGUUAAACGAAAAAAUGUUAUUCCUUUUUUUCGACUUAUUUUUACAUGUAGUAUCCCCUUUUGCUCGGUUGUACCACUCAUCUGGCCACACCCUGUAUACAGGACAAUUCAUUAUUAAUAAAUAAGCAUGCCUUCAAGAAUAAAUUCAAAAUAUCAAAAUAAAUUUUAAAGUUCAUAUAAACAUGAUUUAAAGAGUCAAUAUUUCAUCUGACGUUGUUUCCAAGUUACAGGCGUUUCUGUAUUUUGUCUACACAAAAGUCUUUUUUUUAAAUGACUUUAAAAUUGAGCUUAAAUAUUUAGUAAUAUUUAUAAUAUUAAUUAUUUAUUUAUUAGUAAUACUUAAUGUGAUGUUGAUUGUAAAUAACUUCGUGGAAUUAGUUAUAUUAGCUCAGUUUGUACCGAAAAUUAUGAGAAUACAAAAAUUCCUAUAACUUGAACAUGAAGUUAAAUACAGUAGAACUCCAUUUAUUUUAAUCGGUUGAGGAACAACCAAGUUCUGAUAACUGGAUACUUCAUGUAACUGAAGUUUACUAAUUCCCAUAAAUGAUACGUUGCGAGAUCCGAGUUCGGAUAAAUGGAGUUCUACUGUAGUUUUUAUAUUUAUAUAAACUUUCGUAAUUAUUUUGUAACACUAAAGUCACUUUUGAAGUUAAAUUUAUUAAUAAUGAAAUAUUCUGUAUACACACACCUCUUAGUAUUACAGUAAAGUACCUGUAUUUUAAUAUUAUAGCAAGUAUCUACAUGUCUCAUAUCUUCUUAUCCAUUUGAUUGAUUACCAAAUUUUAUCGUGCAAAUUAAAUAUACAGAUAAAUUUAAAUAAAAGAUUUCAAUAAUACAGUUGUAAAUUUGGAUAACUUUUAACGUAAAAUAACAGCAGUAAUAAAUUAAUUGACAUGUCAAAACAGUACAUUUAUUAUCUACAUAUAUUUUUAAUUGAUUAAAAAGAUGAUGAACCAUUUUUAUUUUUAUUUCACUGUAAACUGCAAGUCUAUUUAUUUACAUACAGAAUUUGUUCGAAACACUUUCUUAUAUAUCUAACAAUUUUCGCCAUUGUAUACUUGAGUUAUCGAUACCAAAAGAAAAAAAAUGUAAAUCCUUUACUUUGUAUCGUUCUAUAGACUUAUAAAGUUUUAUCAAAAUCGAAGAGAGACACUUUACAGAUGAUUCUCGUUGGCGCCGGUUACAAGAUUAAAACAGAGAAUAUAAAAUUCUUUAUCCAUCAUAUUUACCCAUUAAAAUUAUGCAAAUUAUAUCAAUGACGUUUUUUUGUAUUUUCAAAACUAAUUUUAUCAAAUGCUCUGUUUUAAAUGGACUAGACUAUAUAAUUGUUACCUAGUAAGGUGUAUGACAUCUCCAAGGUACCUUUACGGGAAGACAUUUUUAGUAUCCUCACCUAAACUAAUAUUCAGAGAAUCAUAUACCCUUAAUAAACAAUGCUUAUUGAAAGAAAGUACUUUAUGUAUAUUAUCAUUACUCAAUAUAAUCAAAUGUAAUGUUGAACGUACAAAGAGUCAAAAUUGUUUUUAUUCAUCAACACUGAUUCUCAUAUUAAUAAAAAUGUUAAGCAAAGAUUAAGUGCUUUGCACGUCUGUUUCUUCGAAUUCUAGUGCAUACUUUCAUGCGUUAAUGCGAAGAGCAUAAUUUAUCAACAAAAACGUGUGUUCAUAUCAUUUCUCACAAUAAUUGCAUAUGUAUAAGACAUGAGUUUAUUAAUUCAUUUGUAAAUGUAUUAAUCAAUGCGUUAAGCGGCCUAUAAAGAAUAUGUACACAAAAAUUUACAUUAUGCUCAAUUAGUUGUAAUUAUUAAUAUAUUUAUUUGUAUCUCAAUCAAACCAAUAUUGACAAAUGACUGACAAUCUGUGAUUUCACACAUUUAAAGAAAUCAAACAAAACUUAUGACAUUUUAACACUAAGUAAAUAUGUACUAUUACUCAGAAUCGUAAUGCAAUUACAAGUGCAGUAUUAUCUUUAUCAAGAAUUACUUUUUAUUAGUAUAAAAUAAGUCUAUUAUAAGGUGUAGCAAUGAUCGAUUCUACACAUUUAUAUUUGAUGGUUUGAUACAUUGUAACUACUGAAUUUACCAUAGGUUAGAUGUUUAUUUAAUAUUGAUAUGAUUAUUUAUUGCUAUCCUUGUGUAGUGUAUUGUGUAUAAACUUAUAUACUUCAAGUUUAAAAAGUUUAAAUAAUAAAACAAAUUGUGCUAAAGUGGAAAUUAUUUCUUUAUAACUAUUCCUUCCCAUUUUUUAAAACCUUUAAUAGCAAUUAAAUAGUUAAAAUUUAAACAGAAAUCUUAACGAAUUUUUUGGUUGCAACUAAUUAUUUAUUUCAUUGAAACCUUUCA